GUAAUGGAAGACCUGUUGCUCGUUUAUUCUCUUCCACGGAGUUGUGCAGAGAGAGAGAGAUGGAGAGUGGAUUGGCAGUGGUGGACAAAGUUGGUGGGCGAUCCACUCUCACACGCUGCUUUGCUAAGUACCCACUUAAACUAAUAUCUCCCACAAAGGUGGGUUCAUGCAAAUCAGAUGUAGUGUGGGUUUACAUGGUUUCUUUUGGAGGGGGCAUGGUAUCGGGUGAUCAUGUAUCAUGCGCGAUGAGUGUGGGAGAUGAUUGUACGGCAGUCUUGACCACCCAAGCUUCUACAAAGGUUUACAGGGCGGUGGAUUCAAAGAGCUCGGAUCAAUCUCUCCAAGUAAGGGUUGGGUGCAACGCACUUGUGGCUGUUCUUCCUCAUCCCGUGACAUGCUUUGCCACUGCAAAAUACAAACAGAAGCAAGUGUUCAGUGUCUCCCGGAGCUCAAGUCUGGUGGUCGUAGACUGGGUCACAAGCGGGCGUUAUGAAUGUGGAGAGAAGUGGGCAUUCAACAGCUACAACAGCACCAAUCACAUCAUCUCAAAUGAAGAUCAGCAACCUUUAUUGCUUGAUUCACUAGUAUUGGAGCAAGGUAGUAGUAUGAAGGGCACAUAUGGCAUGCAAGAUUACCAAGUCAUUGCCAUGAUUAUAUUGUUAGGGCAUAAGUUCGAGCAUGUACAGAAUGAGAUACAAGAGAAGGUUAAGAAGAAAAUGUCCGAGGAAUUUGGUAUGCGUCUAACAAGCAAAAGACAACAUGACAGAGAUAUGAAACCAGACCUCACCUAUGGAAGAUCAAGGCCAGAGCUGAUUGCUUCUUGUAGUACGUUUGGUCCGAAGGAUGCGGGAUUGGUGAUUCGAGUUGCUGCGACAACUACUGGAUUGGUUUACAAGUUUUUGAAAGAACACUUAGCUAGUCUAGAGCCUCUUCUAGGAGCAUCACCAUAUUACUAACCCAAUUCAAGAUUGUUUGUUUCUCUGUAGUAAGGACAUUGAGAGAGCAUGAUUUGCAUAUCCAGGAAGGAGCAUAUACAAGUUAACUAGUCUGAGAAUCUAUGCUGAAGAGUGUGACAUCGACAAUUCUCACUUCAAGAGACUUGGCGCUUUUCAUUGCACAUCAAUUACAGCUUUAUUUAAAAUUCUUAAAAGUGUAUGAAUGUUAUCUAAAAUUCUCGAAAAUAUUCACCAAAUAGAUUUCACAAACUUAGGAAAUAUUGGGGGAACAUUUUGUUAUUGAUGUCAAUAUUUCAUACUAGUUGUUUAAGACUAAAGAAUAACAUUUAAGUGCAA
Amborella trichopoda is the source of this 1292-nucleotide messenger RNA. RefSeq names its product urease accessory protein D (gene URED). The record is from RefSeq and is a predicted model, not a curated record. Gene Ontology annotation, molecular function: nickel cation binding. Lineage: Eukaryota; Viridiplantae; Streptophyta; Magnoliopsida; Amborellales; Amborellaceae.